AUGCUGAUGCGCAGGAGUCACAGGCAGGAGUUCAACUUGAUGGGCAAGCGGGAAGCUCUUCUGAUGCUCCAUCGGAUCUUGACGUCGAACGCGGACAGGAAUGGCUUCCUACCGCUCGCGAAGGAGAGCUUGGAUCUGGUGGCAGAGGAGGCCAUGAAACAUGCCACUGGUGAGGAGACGACCUCCGACUACGCACAGCUACGUCUUGAGCGAGUCCUGGUCCGCAUGCCUUUCCGCCAGCUUGCCUUUCUCUCUGUCUCAAAGGCAAAUUGCCGCGAGUUUGGUGAACUGAUGGUGACAUGCGUCGAGAAGCUCACCGAUGAUUUUGAAGCCAGGCGGGAAAUCGAUCCCAUUCCUCGUCGGCCGCAUGGGCGUGAGCUUGAAGUGGAGGGUGGUCCCGGCUUUCGCCGGUUGCAGGAGUCGCUCGAGAUCGAUGACUUCUUGCUCCCUUCGGCCUCAAUCAAGGAGAAGCAGGAGAAAAUGGCCAAGAUGCUGCAGCGUCUGGUAGAUUGUCAUGACACGUCCUGCAUGGUGCUGCUGUACCACUACACUUCCAUAGAGAACGCACGGAGCAUUUUGAAGGAAGGGUUCGCACUCUCCGAUUGCAACACCUUUGGACCUGGGAUCUACUUCACAGAGUUGCCACCAACAGAUGCAGAAUGUCAGUCCUUGCAUUGGGAGGAGAACCUGAUGCUCAACGUUUUCGGCGCCGGUUGGGAGCAGCGGUAUGAUUUGGAAGAUUUGGCAGUCGUCAUCGUAGAACUGCCAAAAACCAUGGUUCGGCCAUGUGGAGCGAGGACAUGGUUCUGUCCAAAGGUGGAAGCGAUCUGCCACCACAACCAUCGUUUGCAGAGCCACAUCAAGAAGGUUGCCUUUUUGACCCGUUGGGUUUCAUUGAGAUGGUGCCUGACCGGCAAGCGCUUCCACACUAUACCGUGGUAUGUAGCAUGUGACAAGCCGGAUUUCAUUGGUUGGCUCCGAAAUUACCUCCACGAGAAUUUCAGGCUAUCAUUGCGGCUGUCAUACUACGCUACAAAGCUGAUGGUGGAUUUGCCGGGUUCUGAGGGGGCACGCACGCAGAGAGAAUGCCCCAGCUCCGGCACAUGGGAAGAGCUCCAAAAACCAUCGCAAAUUUACGUGUACCAGGCUGUUCCUCAAGACUUCCCGGAGUACAGGGACCUGCUCCAUAGCAGUGAAACGAGCGAGCUGGAGUCGGCCCUAUGGGCGGGUCAGGACCCGAACUGCGUGGAUGCGCGUGGCCAGACAGCCGCAUGGAAGGCCAGCCGAAACGGUAACUUGGAGAGCCUUCAUUGCCUAAACAAGGCCAAUGCAGACUUCGACAUACCUGACAAGAGGGGAGCUUCACCCGUUUUUGCAGCUUCCGACAAGGGCAAUGUGGCCGUGGUCCGAUUCUUGCUGGAUUGCGGUGCCAGUGUCAACAGGCAAGUUAGCCCUGGAACGCACGUAGCUAUCUUUGCAAGCGCGCUGUACGCUGGUUGCCAGAACGGCAACCUGGAGAUUGUGGAAACUUUGUUGGGUGCCCUCGCCGACGUGAAUGAGAGGACAGCAGAUGGGGCAACAGCACUGAUGGUUGCGGCCCAGAACGGGAACGAGAAAGUCUUCAGCCGAGUCCUGGCCGCCUGCGACACGACGAGCAUAAACCUGGAAGAUCCGACUGGUUUAACGGCCCUGUAUUUUGGCGCCCAGAACGGCUAUACAGGGAUUGUCUGCAUGCUUUUGAAAGCAGGCGCAUCGACACAAGUGCGCAGCCAAGACGGAGCCACGCCGUUGUUCAAAGCGGCUCAGAACGGGCACCAGGAGGUUGUCGUACCCCUGCUGCAACACAGGGCCGAUGUUUUUGCAGCGGCACAUGAUGGCACCACGCCCUUGAUUUUGGCAGCUUACAAAGGGCACGUGUCUGUGGUGGACGUCCUGGUGCCAGAGAUCAUAAACAGGGCCGGCGUGAAAGGGCUAGACAUCAGCAUGCAGAGCAGCGGUGCGACAGCGAUGUUCGUGGCGGCACAGGCAGGGAAAGACGGCAUCGUGAGGAAGCUGGGCCUUUUCGGGGCCGAUGCGCAGAAAAGCUUGGCGAGUGGGGCCUGCCCAAUUCACAUCGCAGCUAAGCUUGGGCACCUCAAUGUGCUAAAAGAGCUGCUAGACGCCAAGGCAGAUGUGGAUGCACGUGGGCCAGACGGUAUCACGGCACUCGACCUUGCUUCCAAGAAUGGUCAUAUAGAAUGCGCCAACCACUUGCUAAAGCUGUAUGCGGAAGCCUUGGAGAAUGGGCAGACGGCCCACCAAAACGAGGAGGCCUACGUUCCUGAGUUGCUGGCCGUCGAGAUCGCCCACCAUGACUCCGCAUGGGUGAAUCGUCAUGAGCUCCAGCUUCGGGAUCCGGGACGUCAUGAGACCGCUUCUGCCGUGAAUCAGAACUGCAGCAGUGGUGCCGUCAGCGCGCAGGCGUGUACCCUGGCUGGCACGCAGCCGACUCCAGAAACUAUGGGGCUCCGUCGCGAUCUCAUCGGCAUACUCCGGCGGUAUGGAUCCGGCAAGAGCCUUCUCCUCUCACGCUUCAACGAGGAAGUGAGACGGCAGGGAUGUCUAUGUCAUUGGCAGGGACGUGGCAGGAAGAGAUUUUUAUCGAAGGUUAUAUUGAAGGAUGACCCCGCAAUUUCCGUCCACCUGGAACCGCACCAAGAAAGCAUCCAGCUGGUGAAGGGUUUCCAAGCCUUUUCAUCAGAGUCCUCAUGUGGUAACGUGUACAAAGAUCCCGACUGA
Symbiodinium sp. CCMP2592 is the source of this 2778-nucleotide messenger RNA. The record is from the annotation of a GenBank genome assembly. NCBI's taxonomy places the organism in Eukaryota, Dinophyceae, Suessiales, Symbiodiniaceae.